This is a messenger RNA of Didymella exigua CBS 183.55, 949 nucleotides long. RefSeq lists its product as uncharacterized. NCBI's taxonomy places the organism in Eukaryota, Fungi, Ascomycota, Dothideomycetes, Pleosporales, Didymellaceae. The coding region runs from base 246 to 800 and encodes 184 amino acids. The transcript has a single exon. The record is from RefSeq and is a predicted model, not a curated record.
CUCUACCGAACGAUAAUACAAUUGUCUUACUCGCGAGAACUACUGUACAUACUGCGCCCUGACUAGACUACGGACUUCCACAACAUUGCUAACAUGGAAGAUGAAGGUUACAUCUUCAUGACAAUUAUUCGCACCGCGUCAAGUCCGAAGUCCGUCCUGAUCACUUGGCUCUAGCUUUAGGAACGGCAGCUAUUGCCAAUGCCGUCACGCAGCCUGUGCAACAUUGCUUUAUUCCUGGAGCAGGUAUGCCCGCCGGUCCCCACAGAUACAACUACGCACGGCUCUGCUGCAGUGCUGGGAUGUCAUUCGUCGUCUGUGCGCUGUGCACUCUCCGCCAUCACCCGAGUCUUCAAGUGCCUACUUCAGUGACCACUCAGGUACUGACCUCCUACACACCACCAGAUAGCACCUGCUGUAUAGAAAUGCAAAGCCGGAGCGCGUGUCGAAACCCCUUCGACUUCAUAAUCAAUUCCAGAGGCGCCUUGCAGCUGCUAUUGGCUUGCGUACAGGAAAGGGCACCCACCCUCGCCGAUAACACUACGCUAGUUAUUGAGCCUACUCAUUACGACAGCGGUGAUUGGCUUGCGCUUUCCUUAGCAUCAGAUGUUAUCGAUAUCGGGAGAGUGCGAUCGGCUCGCAACCGCGUUAUUCCCCAACCGCUGGGGUUUGACAACGGCCACUUCGUUCUCCAGCUGAACGGCGCACAGGUUGACGUACGCCAUCAGCAUCUCGAACUGUGGGUUUUUGCCAUCUACCACUGUCUCGUUGUAGUCUCUACAAUUAGCUUCGUAUUUUCAUAACUCUCGCUUUUCUCCUGUCAUUUUGAUCUAUCCCUCCUGCCUGCUUUAAUCAAGUGGUAUUUGCAAACGAUCAGCUGCUCCACACGCGUUGCAAGCGACGUGCUCAGCUCAACCGUAGCACGGGUUCGUUUCGCGGGUUGUUGCCGAGU